Messenger RNA from Acanthamoeba castellanii str. Neff, 660 nucleotides. RefSeq lists its product as uncharacterized. NCBI's taxonomy places the organism in Eukaryota, Discosea, Longamoebia, Acanthamoebidae. The transcript is spliced from 3 exons. The record is from RefSeq and is a predicted model, not a curated record. Bases 1 to 660 code for a protein of 219 amino acids.
AUGAGGCGCUGCAUCACUUCCUCCACCCUGAGGGGUUCGUUCUCUUCCCGAGCCAUCUCGUCCGCGAGAUCCCUCGCUGCCCCUGCCCACGCUCACGCUUCGGCUCAGCCCGACGCCUCGGUGUACCGCUCCAAGCAGGGAGGCUCUUUCGAGGAGGCCCUCGACAUCAAUGUUGUUGAUGUUGAGGAUCUCUUCAAUCCCGCUUCCGGCUACUGGGAGAACCCCGCCAACUGGAACGACAUGGACUACGUGUGGAAGCUCAAGGUCGAGAGGCUUCAGCAGGAGUUGAACAUCCCUGCCGAGCAGGCUGCCAAGUUCCGCAAGGAGCACGACAUCUCGAAGGGCUACCUCACCCUCGAAUGGAUCCUCCCCUCGCCCCCUCCUGAGCACACCUUCGAGGAGCUCCCCAUCCUCAAGGAGACCGAGGAGGAGCCCGCCACCUCGUUUGAGGCCCGUGCUGCCAGAUUGCUGGAGAGCGCCCACAAGGCCAAGACCGUGAGUGCUGAGCACACCCAGACCUUCGAAUCGCUCGCCAAGGAGUUCAGCUUCAGCGACAGGGAGAAGACCGCCUUCAAGGAGCUGCUCAACCGUUAUGCCAAGGGUCAGACGCCCAGCUUCCCCAAUGAGUAUGAGGAGCAUGCUCACGAUGAGCACCACUAG